Messenger RNA from Halteromyces radiatus, 2386 nucleotides. Its product is annotated as NMDA receptor-regulated protein 1-domain-containing protein. Gene Ontology annotation, cellular component: NatA complex; cytoplasm. Gene Ontology annotation, molecular function: protein-N-terminal amino-acid acetyltransferase activity; protein binding. The transcript has 11 exons. Gene Ontology annotation, biological process: N-terminal peptidyl-methionine acetylation. Lineage: Eukaryota; Fungi; Mucoromycota; Mucoromycetes; Mucorales; Cunninghamellaceae. Bases 69 to 2312 code for a protein of 747 amino acids. The record is from RefSeq and is a predicted model, not a curated record.
GUUCUCUCUUUUUUCUUUAGUUUGCUUCUCACAAAGAGAAAUCACAUUACGUAUAUUUCGCCAUCGCGAUGACAAGCAAUCGGGAACUUCCACCUAAAGAAAGUGCUGUCUUUAGGAAUUUGUUGAAAAACUAUGAACUUCGACAAUAUAAAAAAGGUCUCAAGAUGGCUGAUUCUAUUCUGAAGAAAUAUCCUAACCAUGGUGAAACUCUUGCCAUGAAAGGCAUCUUCUUGAAUAACUUGGAAAAGAAAACGGAAGGUUAUGAAUAUGUUAAACAAGGUGUACGUAACGACUUAACUUCUCAUAUUUGCUGGCACGUUUAUGGAUUGAUGCAUCGUGCUGAUAAGAAUUAUGCUGAAGCCGCAAAGUGUUAUACGCAAGCUUUGAAAUACAAUAAAAACGAUGUCAACAUUCUCCGAGAUUUUGCUUUACUACAAACGCAACUUCGUCAAUACGAUGCUGCUGUGGAAGCUCGUGCUCAACUUUUGCAGCACAGACCUACAAACCCUCCAUUCUGGAUUGGAUUAGCAGUAUCAUACCAAAUGGCUGGCAAACCUGAAAAGGCUCUGGCUGUUUUGAAAUCCCAAGAAGAAGCUAUCAAGGAUACUCCUGUCAACUAUGAACAAUCGGAAUUACGUAUGUAUCACAACUGGUUACUUGAAGAAACUGGUGAUUAUGAAGGGGCUUUGGAACAUCUAAAAUCAAUUGAAACCAAGGUUAUGGACAAACGUAGUAUCAAGGAAAAGCGUGCUCAUUAUCUUACCAAACUUGGCAAGGUCGAAGAAGCGGAAUCUGCAUACCGAUUAUUGAUUAGUGAAAACCCUUAUGAUGGUCGUUAUAUCUCUAGACUUUUGGAAUUGAAAGGCUUUGAUAAAGAUGACAAAAAAUCAGAAGCAAACCAACUUUUAGCUGAUUUACUUGCACAAUAUCCCAAAUCAAAGGCAAUCGAAGAUUUAUCACUUCAUUAUGCAGAAGAUGAUUCAUUCAAGAUUAAGGCUCAAGCUUCUAUUCAAAAUGCUCUCCGUAAAGGUGUCCCAUCCUUGUUUGCAUCUAUGAAAAAGUACUAUGCAGAUGAAAAGAAACAAAAGGUGAUUGCUGAUUUGGUGGAAUCCUAUAGUGUCUCUUUGGAAAAAUUUGAAUCGUUUGAAGAAAAAGGCGCCAAAGAGCCUCCUACAGCUCUAUUAUGGUGCCUUUACUACCUUGCACAACACUAUGAUUAUCAUCGUCAAUUGGACAAGGCUCUUUCGAUCAUUAACAAAGCUAUUGAACAUUCACCUACUGUGGUUGAACUCUAUAUGACCAAAGGACGUAUAUUGAAGCAUUCUGGAAAACCUCAGGAAGCAGCAGAUGUGAUGAAUGAUGCUCGUGAACUUGAUUUACAGGAUCGAUUUAUUAACUCCAAGUGUGCCAAAUAUAUGUUGCGUGCUGAUCGAGUGGAAGAAGCUGAAAAGACCAUCGGCUUGUUUACAAGACGUGAAGUGGAUCCUAUUCAAGACAUGACUGAUAUGCAAUGCCAAUGGUUUAUGACAGAAGAAGGUUACUCGUUUAUGCGACAAAAGAAGUAUGGCAAGGCAUUGAAACGGUUCCAAGCUGUGGUCAAGUUUUAUGAUGAUUAUUUUGAAGAUCAAUUUGAUUUCCAUGCUUACUGUCUUGGCAAGUCAACUUUACGUGCUUAUGUCGAUAUGUUGCGAUCUUCAGAUCGAAUGCGUGGACAUCCAUACUAUGUCAAGGCAGCCAAAGGUGCAGUAGCGGUAUAUAUGAUCUUGGCUGAUAUUCCAAAAGAAAUCUCAUCUCUGGAUGAAGCCAACAUGACUGAAGCAGAAAAGAAGAAAGCAAAGAGUAAGGCUCGCAAGGCGGAAUUAAAGGCCAGCAAGGAAAACAAGGAAAAUCAAGACCCUACAACGGCCACAGUAAUCGAAAGCACCACAGCAGACGACAAGGAUCAACACACCAAAGAAGAACAACAUACCAAGAAGGAAAGCAAAAAGAAAGUGGAUACUGAUCCUGAAGGAGAAACUUACUUGAAAUCAACAACCCCUCUGGAUGAUGCCUAUAAAUUAGUGGAACCUUUACUGCAACUGAAUCCUGAAGACGCAGACAUCCAACUUUUAGUAUAUGAUAUCUAUAUUCGACAAGAAAAGUGGUUGUUGGCUAUCAAGACUUUGAACAAUGUUGUCAAAUUAAACAAGAAACAUCCUGACCUCAAAUCCAAGAUUGAACAAUGCAAAAAGGCUGUUGCUUCUCCUGUGACUCCUAUAGAUCCAAGACUUCAAACUUUGAUCGAUAGCCAACUUAACAAGCUUGUAGUUUAGACCUUUGUAUUAGUUUUUAGUCCGCGUAGCAUUUACACUCCCAUAUCUUUUUUUUUUUUUUUUUUUGAAAAAAU